Molecule: messenger RNA, 2575 nt
Organism: Pseudonaja textilis
Lineage: Eukaryota; Metazoa; Chordata; Lepidosauria; Squamata; Elapidae
Gene: XKRX
Product: XK related X-linked
Cellular component (GO): membrane
Source: RefSeq, a predicted model, not a curated record
GGGCUUGCAUUGGCGAGGCAAGGCGGGUCCAGAAGAGCGUAGGAGGGAGGGGGGGAAAGUGGGCUCCCGGUUCCAGCCGGAGGGUCUUUUUUGGGGUGUGGGUGUGUGGGUGGAACCGGCCCGGGCUGGGCCAGCUGCGAGAGGAAGGAAUGGGCCCCGGGCGAGUGGCGGCGGCGACGGCGGACUCCUCGGUGGAAGAAUGCUCCGACGCCUCGGGGGGAAGGAGGACCCAACGCCGCCCCCGCCAGGUUUUGCGCCGGGUGGCUUCGCAGGCGGUGACCAGGACCAACCCGCCGCUGGGCAUCCUCUUCACCACGCUCCUGUACUGCGGGGAGCUGGCCUCGGCCUGCGUGGUGACCGCCUCCUACAGCCGCUCCGACGACCAGUUCUGGAUGGUCCUGACGCUGCUCUUGAUGCUGGUCUCCUCCGUCAUGGUGCAGCUCACCCUCAUCUUCGUCAACCGGGACCUGACCAGCGACAAGCCCUUCAUCCUUUUCAUGCACCUGGUGCUUCUGGGGCCUCUCAUCAGAUGUUUGGAGUCCAUAGUGAUGUUCUACCGCCAAGGCCGGGAGGAGGAGCCAUACGUCACCAUCACCCGCAAGAAGCAUCUCCACAGCGACUGCGAGAUCGAGAUUGAGCAGGAAGUGGGACACUUGGUGCGCCGGCUGGCCACGCACCGUAAUGCUUUCAAGCGCAUGGCGGUCAUUCAGGCCUUCCUGGGUUCCACCCCGCAGCUCACCCUACAGCUUUACGUCACUGUAGUAGAGGAGCAGGUCCCGCCCAGCAGAGCUGUCCUGAUGACCAUGUGCUUACUCUCGGUCACGUACGGGGCAUUGGUCUGCAACACCCUGGCCAUCCAGAUCAAGUACGACGACUACAAGAUCCACCUCCACCCGCUGGCCUUUAUCUGCAUCAUUUUGUGGAGGAGUUUGGAGAUCUCAACUCGCGUCACCAUCUUGGUCCUCUUUGGCACCGUCUUCAAAUAUUACGGCUUGGCAGUCGGGGCGGCCAACUUCUUGGUCUUCUUCUUCUUACCAUGGGUCGAGUUUUGGAGAAGUGGGGCCAAGCUGCCCGAGAACGUGGAGAAAAACUUCAGCCGGGUGGGAACUUUGACUGUCCUGAUUUGCAUCACUCUGCUCUAUGGGGGCAUCAACGUCUUCUGUUGGUCAGCUGUCCAGCUCAGGUUGUCCAGGCGAGACUUGAUUGUCAGGUCCCAAAACUGGGGCUGUUUAGCUUUAUUCUACGUGUUCCGGGGACUGGAGAACAGCCUGCUGCUCCUGGUCUGGUACUUCUUCAAGACGGACCUCUAUGAGUACCUCUGCACGCCCAUGCUUGUGUUGCAGCUGCUUGUGGCGUACUGUCUGGCCAUUGUCUUCAUGCUUUCUUUCAUGCAGUACUUGCAUCCCUGCCGCCGCCUCUUCACGCACAACGUCACGGACUUCUUGCAUUGCGUCUGUUGCCGGAAGGAAGACCUUGCCUUCUCCGUCGAUUUAGAACCACCUCAUGAACCCGGUGUGAGGCACAGUGUGGUAUGACAAUCAGCACCCUGAUGAUGAACCCCGUCUGGUUUCAAGUUUCAGCAGUGGUACCUGUUUACUCCACCGUAAGCCUUAAUUUCAUGGUGCUAUGCUAUAAUUUAUCAAUAGGGACGCAGGCCAUCGUGGCGGUGAUGGCUUCUGGAGCAUCAGUGGACUUAUGGUGGGCUGUCAGAAUAUACCCUUUGCCGUUGUUGGUGCAGGACUAGGGCAAUCCGCAGUAGAAGACUUGACACAUAGUGUGAAAGAGGAACUCUAGUUGAUGGGGCAAACCAUCAGUGAAGGAUGGACUUGCUCUUCUAAGGAGCCAGCAGUUUGGCUUUGGAACUGUCUUGAUUAUGCUCAUGUCCAGAAACGGAGCUGAAGGACACUCAGCUGGCUCAGAACGAUUGUAAGAAGAGGGUUUGCAGAAGAGAGGUCAACGGAGACUGUCUCAUAUCUGUUGGAUCUCGCACGGUUGGGUGGAACUUCAGAAUCACUUCUCCGGCCGUUCCUUCUAUUUAUUUGAAAACUUGUGAUGACUUUAUUUGUUUUGUAAUUUGAAGUGCUGGAAAAGAUGUUGCAGUUCAUAGCAACUUGGUCUCAGCAUUUGUUUGGGUUCCUACAGUUCCAUCUAUGGUCAGGGGGUCCGUGCUCACGCUGAAAGCUCAGGAUGAUGAGUGUCCUAAGGGAGCCCCAUUGAUGGAGGAUGAGCUUUGGAUUUCUUGCCUCCAGACCAUCAGAGGUGCCACAGCAGACUGGCCUUCCCAACUGCCCUGGAAGGACCAAGCUAGCAGCCGACUACUACAUUAGGGGCUUUCUUCAAGGGAGAAAGGGCUGAAGUUGAACGUGUUGAGCUUGUGAUGGGAAACUAGACCAUUCCACAUCCAAGUUCUGGUUCUAGGAGGUGAUCAGCUCAUGAUAGUUUGAGCUUUCACCUGGGGAGGUAAGCAUUUCCCAACCACUUGGCUGGACCCCAUGCAAAGAUAUACAGUAGAACCUCUGGUCACAACCAUAAUUUGUUCCAUAACUUUGGUGAUUUCUUCAUCUUCUGUUUCAUC